UGAAAGGUUGUUUUUUUGGGAUAAUAUAAUUAAACAAAAAAACAUUGUUUAAAGUGAGAAGUUAGGCCUUCAAUGGAAUCUAAUUCUAUAGCAAGACCUGAGACAUGACUGUAUUGUUUUUUUCUUUAAGCCCCCAACACGCAAGCACAGAAGAAGCCUCUGGCCCUACCUCACAACCUACUGCAGACAAGUUGCUGGUAGAGGGCAAGUCUGAAGAACAUAUAGUACCCAUACCAGAUAAACCCUCUGAUGAUCAGACUGUCACCCCAGUCACCUCAGUUGAAACACAAUCAGAAGUUGCCCCCCCUCAGAGAAGCAGAAAGAAAAAGAGAUCCCUUCCACAAGAGUCUCAACAAAAAGCAGAUGGCCAAGGAAGUGUGGCUACCCAGGAUGUCGCUGCACAGGUAACAACUAAACUGGUCGCUCCUCAUCGUGUGAAGAAAAAAGAGGGAAGUCUUCCUCCAGAAUCUCAACCGGAAGCUGAUGAUCAAGGGAUUGUAUUUACUGUGGUCCCUUCACAGCCUCUAAGGAGAAAAGACAGCCUCAGUCCGGUGCGCAAGCAAAAAUCUGAGAAUGUAUCUGCACAGAAGCCCAUUGAAGUAGUCACUUCCUGCUGUCCGAAAAGAAAAGACAGUAGUCUUUUAACAGAACCUCUAAAGAAAGCUGAUGGUCAGAAGGGUUUCACUGCCCAGGAAGCUCCUCAGGUGGUCCCAUCACGGCCUGGUAGUAAAAGAGACCGUAGUCUUUCAACAGAGCCCCAACAGAAAGCUGAUGCCCCUGUCCAGGCGCACACAGACGUGGUCCCUCCUUGCCGUACUAAGAAAAGAGACCGUAGUCUUCCAGCAGAGUCUCCACACCGACCUUUGAGGAGAAAGGAAAGCUUCACUAAAGACACAUCAACACAGGCAACUAGCCUGGUCCCACCUCUGCGCCCAAGGAGAACCUCUAGAGCCUCCAGUGCAGAACCUUCAGACAAACUUGGCCAGGGAGCCACUGAACUGAUUCUACCACAGCCAGCUCAGAAAGCCGAUGAGCCAGAGAAUCUGAUUGCCCAGGCGGUCACCGAGCUGAUUCCACCUCAGCGCACAAGGAAAGCAUCUCUCUCUACCGAACAUCAACAGAAAGCUGACGAUUUAGAGAGCGCUACCGGUCAGGUCACAACUGUUCCCCUAACACCAGAUCAUGUACCGACAGAGUCGUACCCGGACUUUGGUGUGAGAGAGACUGCCCCCCUCCUGAUCAUCAGAAAAAUAGCCCCGCCAAGGCGCAGCAAGAAAACAAAUUCUCCCCCAGUGGAAUCAGGCAAAGCAGAAGAUGAGGCUGUGGCUGUAGAGGCCCUGAAUGCUGCCAACCAGGGGUCUUCAGCACCAUCCCAGAUAGAGGAUCUGAUGAUAGACUCGUUUGAAAAUGUUGAGACCGAGAUGCAGUCUCAGAAAGCCACAGAAAUGGCCACUGAGCCAAUUGAAGAUAAGCCACACUGUGAAGGGGUUGCCGUGAAUUUGACCGUAAUUUAUAGGCCGCUCAUUGACAAUGCAGCUCAGAAGGUAUCGACAGAGGACACUGCGCCAGAAGUAAAGACUGAGGACAAGCAGGAGUACUUACCAGUCCCAAAGCCUCGUGGGAAACGAGACCCGACCCCACCUGUCCAUUUAGAUGCUACCAGACCAAAGACCCGGCAUGCCUCUAGUGGGGAUGACAACGAUUCUACCAGAGAGAGAGGACGUUCACAUGCAGCCUCAGCCUCUGUGCUGGAACCACCUCGACGCAGCAAGAGGAGCAGUAGUCUUCCUCCCGUACCCCCUGGGUGCCAGCCUGCAGCAUCUGGUGACGUGGUGGUUGCUCCUCUGCGUAGGAGGAGUAGACUAAACAUAGAACAAUCAAGCAUGCCUGUUCCAGUUCCCCGCUCGAAAAAACGCCUCAGUUCCUCUUUCUCCGAUGGAACUCCUUCAAUGGACUCCUCAUUCACUAGGCAGACAGAUUCCCUUGAGUGCUUGUUGUCUCUCUCUCAGGAAGACAAACAAGUCGCCAGUCAGGAAGCCACAGAGGGUUCAAUAUCAUUAACCUCAAGCAUGGUCUCCGAAGGGAGCUUUGUCACAAUUCUUCACUCAGAGGAGAUAUCACCAGAAGUUAUUGUCUGCGAAAAGGGACUGGAGGAGAGUGGGGAGAGCUGGACCUUCACAGAUACCGCUAUGGUCACUGAGGCCUUCACAGAUACUGUAAGCGAGGACAUUGAGAGGGGUUCAGAGGCAGAGACUGUCUUUGAGAAAGGACUGGAGGAGAGCAUGGAGAGCUUGACCUUUACAGAUACUGCCAUUGUCACUGAGUCCUUCACAGAAACCCCUAAGUUCUUCGCAGACACUGUUAGUGAGGACAUUGAGAGGGGUUCAGAGGCAGAAGUUCUUGACCAGACCUCUCCAACCACUGCUACACCAGCUGAGGACGACUGGUUACAUGUUAAGGGAGCCAAAGAGACAGAGAAGAUGGAGGUAGAGAGAAAAUACACGGGGGUUGAAGAGGUGGACUUUGGCUUUGAGUCAGUAGACGUAGCUGACGGUGGCUUAGAUAAAGAGAGGCAGCAGGAGGCAGCAGAGGAGCCAACAACACCUGAGCGCAGACCUGCAAACUCUCAGGAAAUGGGUCAAGACAGUGCUGCUUCUCCAGAAGGUCUCAUGGCCAGUCCUGGCCUGGUCACUUCCAGCCAGUCACUACUGGAGUGGUGUCAGGAAGCCACCAAAGAACAUAAGGGGAUCAAGAUCACUAACUUCAGCACAUCCUGGAGGAACGGCCUGGCCUUCUGUGCCCUUCUACACCACUUCCACCCAGACAGGAUAAACUUUGAGAUGCUGGACCCUUAUGACAUCAAGCUCAACAACAAGAAGGCUUUCGACGGCUUUGCUGAGCUGGGCAUUUCUCGGCUGAUGGAGCCCUCAGACAUGGCCCUCCUGGCCGUGCCUGACCGCCUCAUCGUCAUGACCUACCUCAACCAGAUCCGCACCUACUUCUUGGGCCAGGAGCUGAGUGUGCUGCACAUAGAGGCGGACAGCAGCGAGUCCAGCUACGGCGUGGCCGGGGAGAGCCGGGAGGGCCCCGACCCGGAGGCCGCUGCACGCUACUGUCAACGGAUCCACGAUGAGGCCCUCACAACGGACACCAAUGGGGGCGCUGCAGAGAAGGAGGCGUAUAGUGACACUAAGGGGGACACCAAUGGGGACGUGGUCCCGCCCCCUAGAACCAAACGGCUGCAGGCUGCAGGGGCAGGAGGAGGGGCCCAGGCCCCCGUCGCACCCCCCAGGACACACUUCUUAUCUGCCAAGUCUGGGUUCUCCCAGCUAAAGGAUGCAGAUCUGGUUAAGAAGCGGCGGUCGCAACGCAGGACAAUAGACGAGGCAGACUCAACCGAGGUUGCUACAGGUCAGGAAGAGGUUGGAGCUACCAGAAGGAAAUCAGAAACAGAAGGGGAAGCUGGUGAAGAAGGACGAUCGGCUGAGGAGGAGUGCCAGGACGCCAGCCAGUAUGCACUGAGUGAGAUGAAGGCCCUGGAGGCGGAACAGAAGCACAUUGACAGCAGGGCAGACAUAGUGGAAAGGAGACUACGCCGACUGAUGGAGUCAGGUAGUGACAAGAUGCAGGAGGAGAAGCUGAUUCAGGAGUGGUUCACUCUGGUCAACAAGAAGAACGCCCUCAUCAGGAGACAAGACCAACUACAGCUGCUACAAGAAGAGCAGAACCUGGAAACGAGGUUUGAGAUGCUGAACCGAGAACUGAGAGACAUGAUGGCUAUUGAAGAGUGGCAGAAGACAGCGGCCCAUAAGCACAGGGAGCAGCUGCUACUGCAGGAGCUGGUGUCUCUGGUCAACCUGAGGGACGAGCUGGUCCACGACAUGGAUGCCAAGGAGAGAGGGGCUCUGGAGGAGGACGAGAGGCUGGAGAGAGGCCUGGAGCAGAGACGCAGGAAGUACAGCAAGAAGAGCAAGGAGGAGAAGUGUGUGCUGCAGUGAGGCCUGGCGUCGGACACACCAGAACCAGGCAGCCCUGUGGAAGGUCACCUGGGUGCACUUUGGGACUGAUGUUGUAUGUGUGUGGCUCAUGACAUCAACACUGCAUGGAAGAGACUGAGAACAGUGUUAUGUGACUGCACUAAGAGGACGGACAACGAUGUUCGCCCCCCCCCCCCCCCCACCCCUCCAUGAUAUGACUGAGCCUCAAUCCAACCUAUGACUGGUUAUCAUCAGUCGCUUUGCUCUUCAGAUUGUGUUUUGAUUGGAUUGAAGUGUUUUUCUUGUCGCUUAUUUUUCUAUAUGGAUGCAGAGUUUGUGUGUACCUGUGUUUGUGCGUGUGAAUGUGUGCGCUGAUGCGUGCCAUUGUGAGUGCAAUCCAUGACUGUAUGGCGCUAUUCUGUGUAUUAACUUCAGGUCACAAAGACAUAUCCCAAACUAACUUAUCACCAGAUAGCUGCCUUACUGUAGAAUCUGUUACAGUAGUGUAUUGUAUAAUGGGUUACUUACAAAAGGUAUUUUCCACCGAAUGGCAUAUUAUGGACGGGACAGGGCUCCAGCUACUAUGUACAACAAAGACCUACUUUAGGGCCAUGCAGCAGGUGGAUUGAUUCACCCGUCUUCACCUACAGUUACAUGAGACUGACAGGAGCGCUCUGUGAUUUAUUGCCAAUUACAAUGGAGAGAUGGAAGGAAAGUACUCAACUUGUGCCAAACAACUAUUGCCAAAAAUAUCUUUCUUAUUUCUUGCAGUAUGUUGGCUGUGCAGACAGCACACAGCAGACAUCCGUUGUCUGAUCGUUUAUCGACGUGGAUGUCGAGGAGAGAAGAAAACUGACAUUGUUGACACGGUCUUGGUAUUGAAGGUGUUAAAUGUUUACUUGCAGCGCUCCAACGCUCAACCAGAGUGGGAGAUUUAGGAGGGAAGGGAAAAGAACGGAAGUCUAUACGGUAGCUAGUUUCGUACCCUACAGCUCGGUGUCUGAAAGAACAAAACCGUUUGAACUUAUCAAAGUAAUUUAUGGUUUUAUUUAUUGAAUAGGUAUUCAACAGAUAAUCUUACAGAUCCUGCCUGUCAAAUGUGCCUUUUGACCAGACCCAUAGUUUUAAAAAUGACUGGAAGUAUGAACUUUGUUCCUAGUUUGGAUAUGUUUAUGCAGUGAGUUUGAGUUCAGUUACUUGUUUGUGACAUUAGUCUUGCAAUGUCUUGUUUUCCAUUGAUUGUUUUUUGUUUUGUUUUAUUAAUUUAAUUAAUUGACGUAGAAGCUGUGGAGUCUGAAAAUGAAAUGAUCUGAAAUACUAGAGGACAGCAAUAUGCAAACAGAAAACAUCAGGCAAAUGCAUGUUUUGUAGUAUUUCCAUCUUUACCUCACCGCUAUCAAUUACUAUAGUCUUAUGCACGUGGUUGUUACAGAAGAUGAAAUGUGCAAAAGUGUACGCAGUAAACAAAUAACCCUCAUAAGUUAACAUGGUCUAAAAAACACACUUUACUUUUGCAAAAAAAAUAUUCUAAGAUUAAAACUCCAGCACUUCCUUACUGCAGUAUCACUAUCAUUGGCCAAGAUUGGACCAGAGGUUGAUAUUCGCUUGACCUCUGCUGCGCAACACAACAGAGUAAAAACUAGAUUCUGUCCUGAGUUAUUUUGGGGUGCCAUUUGACUGAGUGAUUUUUUUUAGACGGUGAGGUGUUUGAACUUGUGUUCCAGUCUGUGCCUCCUCUGCCACUCUGUUGUUAGUUACUGUGGUAAUGUUUACUGUCCCCUGUGUGAGUUUGAGAAAUGUGCUUUUAGUUUUCUGAAAUAGCUUUUUGGGGAAGUUUUUUGUUUGUUUUAAUGUUACGUACAUUUGCACUAUUUGUAAUGUUUGGAAAAUAAAAGCUAUUUUGGAUGACUCGGA
This is a messenger RNA of Salvelinus namaycush (lake trout), 5891 nucleotides long. RefSeq names its product EH domain-binding protein 1-like protein 1. The transcript is spliced from 13 exons. Gene Ontology annotation, molecular function: protein binding. The coding region runs from base 105 to 3998 and encodes 1297 amino acids. The record is from RefSeq and is a predicted model, not a curated record. Lineage: Eukaryota; Metazoa; Chordata; Actinopteri; Salmoniformes; Salmonidae.